Molecule: messenger RNA, 5804 nt
Organism: Apus apus (common swift)
Lineage: Eukaryota; Metazoa; Chordata; Aves; Apodiformes; Apodidae
Product: rho GTPase-activating protein 20-like
Exons: 15
Coding region: 141-3485 (1114 amino acids)
Biological process (GO): signal transduction; regulation of Rho protein signal transduction
Molecular function (GO): GTPase activator activity
Source: RefSeq, a predicted model, not a curated record
CUGAUCCCUCCGCCACGGGGCUGGUCCCUCCGCCACGGGCCGGUCCCUCCCUCACGGGCCGCUCCGCUCCGCGCCGCGGGGAUGAGAGCGGGGCCGAGUCCCGAGCUGCGCCGCGGGCUCCGCGCGGGGCCAGGCAGAAGAUGAAGCCCAUCGUCCAAAGAAGACGAUCUACACCUUCUACCAUUGCUAAAGCUCUUGGCAAGUCAAGGUACCAUUCCAGAGAAACUACCCUUUCCUCUUCUCAUCUUGACAAUGGGCUGCCAAGUGGAGUGUUCAGCAGCCCAGGCUCCACUUUCAUCCUGGAUGAGCGGGUGCAGCUGACCAUGGGCCUGCAGACCCAGGAGAGACACCUGAUCCUGUUCAGCGAUGUGCUGGUCAUCGCCAAAUCCAAAUCGUCCUCCAGCCUGAAGCUGAAAAAGCAGGUGCAUCUGAGUGAAGUAUGGACAGGCAUCUGUCUCAGCGAAGUGACAGAGAAAAAGAUGAGUUCUGAGAAUUCAUUUGUCAUCGGCUGGCCUACCACCAACUAUGUUGUCACCUUCAGCUCAGCUGAUGUGAAGGAGCGAUGGCUGUCAGCACUGCUGUGGCAUAUCAACGAGGUAAAACAGAAUGAAUAUCUGAAGAAUCUAACCCUUCAAAUCUUUGUGGUAGAUGCUGACAACUGUUCUACUAUGACAUCAGUCGAUGUGUCCAACAUGGAAACUGCAGAGAGUGUGAUGAAGAAGACCCUUCUGCAGGUUGGACUUCCUGGCACGACAAGUGAACACCAUCUCUGGGUGAUCUCAGGAAAAGAUGACCCUCCUUACCCUCUCAUUGGGCAUGAGCAUCCCUUCAGCAUCGCCUUGACCUGUCUCCGGGACUCUGCUGACCAGCAACAAGGAACCAACAAUAACACCGUCCUGGCUGAUGGGACAGAGGCUUCCUUCCUUGAUCAGCUCCCAAAGGAGAAGCAGUGUCAGUUUGUCCUGAAGCCCAGGCUCCAAGCUCCCAUUCAGCUGAGGAGAGAGUCGCUGCAGAAGCUCACCAAGAGGAAGAAGUCUCUGAUCGACUGGGCCCUGCGCCGCAGCACCAGCCCCCCCGCGGGCAGGUCCCCCUCGCAGUCGCCCACCACCCCACGGAAGCUCUUCGGCCUCUCCCUGUCCUCUGUGUGUCCCGACGGGAGCCUCCCAAAGCCAAUCAUGGAUAUGCUGCUGCUGCUGUACCACGAAGGUCCCUCUACUAGGGGCAUUUUCAGACGUUCUGCCAAUGCCAAGAUUUGCAAGGAGCUGAAAGAGAAGCUGAACUCUGGAGAUGAUGUCCAGGUGGAUGGGGAGUCAGUCUUUGUGGCUGCAGCUGUCAUCACGGAUUUUCUCCGAAAUAUACCUGACAGUGUUCUAUCCUCAGACAUGCACAGACUGUGGAUGGAAGCUGUGGACACGGAAAAUCGGGCACAUAAGAUUGAAGCUAUCAAAAGUCUCGUCAACCAGCUCCCAGAGGCCAACCUCAUCUUACUCAGACACCUCUUUGGAGUUCUCCAUCACAUUGAGCAGAAUUCUGGUGUGAAUCAGAUGAAUGCCUUUAACCUGGCUCUUUGCAUAGCACCCAACAUGCUGUGGCUACCGAGUCCCACGGGGCCUGAAGAGGAGAGCAGGUCUACAAAGAAGGUGGCCUCGUUAGUGCAGUUCCUUAUUGAAAACUCGGGAGAGAUUUUUGGAGGUGACAUUGCUUCCUUGUUUCAAAGACCAGACAAAAAGAAGUCCAAAACCUCAGAGGAGUGCCUGGGCACAGGUUUGGCUCAGCACGAUGAUUCCUCUGAUGAGCUGGAAUUUUCUGCUUGUGACCCAGAAGGACCAAAGCAUGACAUGGUACCUGAAACAGAUGCCGUUUUUGAACCAUCCAGCAGCUUAUUUUUUGGUGAGGAUCAGGAAGACUGGGACUUGUUCAGCGAGAUCACAGCCUGCUACCAAAGCAAAGCCCAGAAGAAUGCCAGUGCAGACAGCUAUGAGCUCCUGGAAGAGGAGGGCUCCUUCUGCUCCAUUGGCUCCAUCCGCUCCCUCAGCCCGGCCAGGGACCGGUGCUCCUCAGAGCCCAGCGUUUGCCUCAGCUCCCAGCUGCCCAUCCAGAGCCACGAGCCAGUGGCCCGCCAGUCCAGCUGCGAUGCCACCAUCAUGGGCAACCACACAGACUGCUUCCACAGGCUCAAGCAGCUGCAGGUGGAGAGCCAGAAGCUGAUUGAUGAAGCCCUAAGCCCUGGGGCUAAUAAGGCCCAGCAGAACUUGUGGCAGUCACCUCAGACCAGCUCUAGGCUGAAGAAACUCAGCCUUCAGAAGUCCAGCCAGUCCAACAGGUCCAGCUUCUCUAGCCUGUCCUCUACCACCACCUCCCCAUCUGCCUCCUCACUCAGCUCCUUAGACAGUGCUUUCUCCUACUGCUCCGAGUCAUCAGCCAUUAGUCCCACAGACGUCUCAUCCCUGCCCUUCAUGUUUGGUACAUCUGCCAGUCUUCACGCUCUGUCCCCCAAGAUUGCCACGAGGUCCCUGAAAGAGUGGCACAAGUCCUUCAUGUCUCCUGUGCCUUUACAAGCGUGUGACCUGGACAGUUUCCAUGAGUGUGACCCCAAGGCUGUAGAGAACAGCCAUUGCCUUGGGGAGAUGUCAAGCUUUCCAUCUGUCAGCAGAGCUGCCGUGGGGAGCCCGCCAACUGACAUUGACUGGAAGGGUGAGGAGAGAGUAGACUGGAGAUGUGAGGGCAACCCCAGCCCAGGGCUCAUCAGCCAGGAUUGUACCAAAGAGCUUGAACAAAGCCCUGAGCUCUGUGCUGCCAGCCCAGCUGGUAAAAAAUCCCCAGAGAUCAGCCCCCAGCAGCACCAGGAGAACGCAGUGAAGAACAUCGAAAUCAAAAGCAUCGCUGCUUCCCCUCCAAGCCAGGAAAGCCUGAAGCGAACCAAGAUAACUUUUUAUGUGGCCCCCAAUAAAGAAAGCUCUUGGGGGUGUCCAGUGGAAGAGGAUGAGGAGAGACCCAUGGACGAUGCCAGCAGCAAUGGAGAACAGAGCCUGCCCAAGAGCUUGCAGACCGUGAGAGUCCACAUCCCCCAGACAGUUUUCUAUGGGCAGAACACCCCCCUUGUCCUGCAGUCCAUCUCCAGGUGCCACCACCACAAACCAGUGGCCCUGUCCCCGCAGGCAGAGCCCAGAGGAAGCCCCCAAAGCACCUCCACUCCCGAGGAGCUGGAGGGCGAGGCAGUGGGAAGGGCGCAGGCGCCAGCCCACAGCAAGGGCUUCCACACCCUCAGCCACACCAUCCGGAUCAUCCUCCCUGCCGCCGUCCGGAGCACUGUCAGCGAGUACUUCAGGCACGAUGACACCAACAGCUGUCCCGCCGCUGAGGUGGAAGCAGUGGAGAAGGAGCUGCUGCGGAGCAGGGUGGAGUGGCUCAGGAGCCAGCCCCAGGCAGGGCUGUCCCCAGAGGAGCCCAACACCACGGCCUGUGCCCAAGAGACCUUUGUCUAGGGCAAUGGACGGGGGAGAACUGGGUAUUUUUUGUGUGUAUAUGCAGCAGAAAAUAUUCUGUAAGAUACGAUCAGGGUGUGAAGAAUCUGCCGGGCUGCAUGGAGCAGUAAGUGUAAAGUGACAGUAAUGUGUAUGUAAUGUUGAGGUUUAACAUUCAUUUUGGGGAGGGGGCAAGGGGUUAUUUUGGUUUUUCUUUAAGCCCUUUUUCUACAGAAGACACUUCACUGGCUGAGUGUCUCAGGGGCUGAUUGCCACCAGGCUCCAUCUGUGAAUUAGUUGACCUGUACAGGGUCUGACUCCAUUUCUUUUUGAAGUGGAAAAGGAGAAACUCUGCUUUAUUUUCUCCAGUCAGCUGCUGCUGUGUCUGGAUGACUGGAGAACUGGGACAGCUCAUGCUCCAUCAGAAUUAGUUCUGGAGCACAGAAUCCUCCAGUAUUCCCUGUUCAUCACCAUUAUUCACACAAAGGAAGACCCUUCACCUCCAGCUCAGCAGUCACUGCUGCUUCCCUCUGCCCAUCUUUUGUCCUGCACUGGUCUAGCUCACCACCUGCCUUCAUCAUCAUUAGAGCUCCAGAAACCCCAAAUAGAACCCAGAGCCCAAAGCCCAGCUUUCACUGACAGGUGGCACAUUUUAAUCCCAAGAUUGCUUUUCCCUCCAUUACUCAUGUAUUGAUUCUCUUCUCAGCUCUCCCCCAUAGAUAACAUUUGACAGAGCCACAGUGACCAUAAAGGACUUCAGCACUGUCACUUUUGCAGGGCUAUGGCCAUUUUCUUUUUUUUUUUUAUGUUCUCUGGGAGUAGCUGGUCCUUUUAGUCCCAGUUAAAGGUGACAUUAUAUUUCUGUAAAUGAUGGUGACAUUUCAGAAGGCCCUUUCCAGAUGCAGUGUGGAUGGGGCAACUAAUGAAAUUCCUAGUCAUGCUGAGAGGGACUUAAGCAGGAUUUGGUUUUAGCAUGAGGUCAAGGAGUUGUGGAAGUUGUCAAGAAUGUUAAGUGGAUGGUGAAGCAAAGCUCGAGCUGGCCAGAAAGUUGUCAGACAGUCCAUGAGCUGAGAAUAUCCAGGCUGAUGCUGCCUCAGAGAAGUACUGAGUUCCCACUCAGCAAAGUGCAAGUCACAGAGUGCUCCGGCAGGGUGAAGGCUGGAGAAGUGCCAGGCACAGAUGGGGCCAACAGGUGGCUUGUGGUGCUCCACUGAAGAGCUACAACUACUAGAUUCCUGGAGCAUCCCUGUGCUUCCACCCAAGGCACUGCUCAGAAGCACCACAGUCAUAAUGGGACUUGCUUAGAGGGUUGUGAUGCUGGCAGAUGAGCUCCUGAAAGAGCCAAGAACACCAUGUUUGACAGGCGUACAGAAAACGGUGGGAAAAGUCUCAAAGGUAAAGAGGUUUAGGAUGUUUCAUUUGAAAGUUACGUGAGAGUUUUUCUAAGGUGGUUUCUCUCAGAGAGAUGCUCUUUUUACUCAAUUAACAGUGAAUGAGUGAAAGACAAGAGAAAUUCAUUAAUCCUAAUGAUUAUGAGGAAGCUCAUGUGGAGUAAGUGCCCCCUGCAAGUUGCUGUCUGCAAACAGCCCUACCUGGAGCUGCUCAACCCCAGCCCCGUUCAGAGCUUGCACAGGGGGGGCGAUCCCCCCUCUGUGAAACCAUCCAGUUGGCAUCAGAUGCCUCCACUCAUCUGCCCACUGCCAAGUUCACACCAUCAAAUACCAGGGCAGGGCAGGGAAGCCCAGAGACCACUCUCCAAGAUGUAUAGUUUUAUCUGUUCUAUGCAGGGUAUUUAACUCUGAGAUAUGGCACUCUCUGUCCCAGAUCACCUUGGUGGCCCUUGUAUGAUGAAAGGUGUAUAUAAUCAUAAUACAAACCACCCCCCAUCCUUUCCCUCACACAGGAACACUCACAAGCCAUUCACAGUCUUUUUUUCCAGAGCUACAGUUGUAACUAUUCCAAUAAAAAAACCACACAAAUUUGUCACUGUGGUCUGGUGAUCCCCUUUCAUUCCCUUGAUCCAACUUCCCUCUCCUCUGGUGGCAUUUGCAGAACACCAACCAGUGAGGAACACAUGGGCUGUCCCCAGGGCUGCAAGGAGCGCCCCUCAGCAAACCAGCUUAGGCAUUGCUCCUGCUUGGGUCUUAGGAAGGAGAAACAGCACUAAAUAUUAUGUGAAAAGUCUGUCUGUACUUGGAAGAGAGAUGAUUCUGUAUUCUAAACAUGCUAAUGGAUUGUAAACUGGCUCAGUGGCUGGGCUGGUCUCAAACAAGGGGGGACUUGGACCAAAUGCUGAGUAAGAGCUGAUUAUUUGCAUCACAUAAAAGAAUUAUGAGCAAG